UAUUAUUCUUAUCAGGUGAAUGAAAAAGUUUGUAUCGAGGCACUUGAUUAACUUGGGGUGUCAUUGAGAAUGCCGUAGAUUUGGCCACAAUCCGUUCUGGAUUUCAGUACCUCAGCGGUCACCCCGCUGUUACUAUAGUAGCUUCUCGAGUUUGCACACGUACCGCAGAUUCUCCGUCCGCGUUGAGCUGGCGAAAACUCCCCAUGAACUCGAGACCUCGACCACCUCAUAAAGGGAAGGCACGGGUUGGUUGACGCAGAGGGGGUGCAACAGAUUUCAUGGACUGCCUACUUCCCUGAUAAUUAUGAACCCUAUUGAACAUUGGACUCUGGCUAUACUAUAUUCAUUGUCGCCUACCUGGUGCAUUACAUGCCUUCGAUUUCUUGGAUCAUUCGUCUCUCGUCAACAUGGCGUCCAUAAAGAAGAUACUGAAGCUGAAGAUAUUCCUGUGCUUGCUUUUAGUAUAUUCUGCAUCUAGCUUUCUCAUUUACUUAAGGAAAUCAGUGUUUCAAAAGAUUACUUUGACCGAAACGCAUUCUGAAGUGCGAAAAGCGCUACAUGAAGUUGAAAACGAAACUCGCUUAUCAAACUGUUUUAGUGAUGAAGAGAAACUGCUUGGUUGGAGACAGACUGUUCACUGGGAGUCCAAAUUAGACCAGCAUGAGUAUCGCUAUCUCAUCAACCCGGAGAAUGGAUGCAAGAAAUCAGAAAACUUGACAUUGGUUAUCCUCGUAAAGACAACAGUGGGUAGUGUAAAACGGAGGACUAUCAUCAGAGAAACGUAUGGCAAGGGAGUGGUUAAAUACAAUGUUUCUGCGAAGAUUGUAUUUCUUACUGGAUUCUCCGGGGAAUAUAAUUCCACUCUGCAAGCCCAGCUCCAAAGUGAGGCUGAUAUUCACGGAGAUAUUCUACAAGAGGACUUUAUUGAUAGCUACUACAAUCUAACCAUUAAACUCAUCAUGGCCGCCAAAUGGGCAUCCACAUUCUGUAACAAUAGUUAUUAUGUAAUGUCGAUAGAUGACGAUGUCAUCGUCGACAUCGUUAACCUUGUCAACGAUCUCGAAGCAAAUACGUUUCGUUCGAAGUUUGUGUUGGCCGAGCCUGCAAUUGACUGGGAAGUGCAUCGGGAUCCUGGAGACAAGUGGUACACUCCAUAUCAAUUCUAUCCGGAGGAGUCAUGGCCUCCUUUUCCUCGAGGAUACGCGUAUAUCGUCUCCAGAGAUGUCGCCCAUGAUCUCUAUCGUGCCUCUCAGAAGAUGGCUGCACCGAUACCCUGGGACGAUGUAUAUUGUGGUAUGCUCUUACAGACAUUAGGGGUGGAGAUGAGAAAUAUAAUACCUUGGUUUCAGACUAGACAUGGACAUGAGAAACCAAUAGCUCCGUUGAAAACUCAACACCACUAUGUGAUUUGGGAUUCUGUACAGAAGCCCCCAAGGAAUACCUGGAGAGCAAUUGAACAUAGAUACAAGAACAUUCACAACUUGUAGCGAAGUUUGCCCGUCCAGGAAGAUCUUACAUAGGAGAAGCCGUACGAUGGAUCGACAAUGUGUUAUUUCAUUGAUUUCCUUUCGUAUUCAUUUUUUCAGAGUUUUGAAACAAUUGGAGACGUCGUUUUGCAAAUAGGUCAAAGUUUGAUAUACACAAGUAAAUAGAUGUUAGUUAUGAACGGAAGUCAUUCACAGGAUACUUUUAAAUCCAACGUGGGGUUCAACAAUGUGAUCCUCUGUCACUAUAUUCAUUUUUAUUAGAAAUUGAGAUUUUGGCGAACGUAAUCAGGAAGAAAAAUGUUAUUCAUGCAAAUGAUGUAACAAUCUUAAACCAGAUGUGAAAUUACGAACAGUUCAAAGUUAAUUUUUUUUUUAGAUCGCCAACGAGCGAAGGGCGAAAGUCAGAAAGAGGGGUUUGCCUGCCACUACCACACAAACUAAGUACACCUUGUUCAUUCUAAAGAUUUUAUCAUAAUACUCAAUGUUUCAUAUGUGUUUUUCUUAAAUUUGUUGCGAACACCCCUAAAUCGGAGGGGGCGUCCAAAACAGAGGCCCUUUUGACGAAAAAAAGUAUUUUGUGAAUAAAAUUUUGAGGGAACCUUGAGCCACCAUGAAUGUGGUGUCAUAUGAAAGCAAAUUAAAUUAUCUAUAUUUUGAUAACAAUAUCAACGGAAUUGUGAUUAAUUAACAUCGAAACUUUAAGUGAAAAACAUGAUUUUUGUGAUUUUUUUUCUCGAAUAUUAAAUUAUA
Strongylocentrotus purpuratus (purple sea urchin) is the source of this 2237-nucleotide messenger RNA. Its product is annotated as beta-1,3-galactosyltransferase 1. The transcript has a single exon. Gene Ontology annotation, molecular function: hexosyltransferase activity. The coding region runs from base 408 to 1487 and encodes 359 amino acids. Lineage: Eukaryota; Metazoa; Echinodermata; Echinoidea; Camarodonta; Strongylocentrotidae. The record is from RefSeq and is a predicted model, not a curated record. Gene Ontology annotation, cellular component: membrane.